GCCAGGGAGAAAGACCCCGGCCAGCUCCGAAAGAAAAAUCUGCGAUUUUUUUUUUUUUUUUUUUUUGGGUGGGGGAAGGGGAUGAACAAUAAUGACCGAAAAAAAGUGAGUGUAAUAAAAGAUAACGACAUAAGAUUGCGCAUGUAGUAUUUCACUUGUCUUUAUUUACAUUGUGAGAGGCUUGUUGUGCAGGGAGGCGUGCCAAGGGCGGUGUGGCUUGGCCGCGGCACACAGACACAGACUGACGGACAGAUAGACAAGCACAUAGGCAGAGGGACAGCGGCCGUGACCCCCAGCAGGCCACAGAAGCAGCAUGACUACAGGUGGUGCUAGCUCUAGUGGUGCAGAUACUUCUCCCAAAAAGAAGGGGUGGCCAAAAGGGAGGAAGCGUCGCCUUUUACCCAAGGAUUCCAACGCUCCCAAGGGACCACUGUCAGGGUACAUGCUGUUCAUGGGAGACCAGCGAGAGGUAUUGCGGCAGACUCAGCCUGGCCUGGCCUUUCAUGAAAUUACCAAAUUGGUUGCUCAGAGGUGGGCUGCCCUUGACCAGAUAGCCAAGACCAAGUACCUGGAGGCAGCAGAAGCUGACAAAGAGAGAUACCAGAAAGAGAUGGAGGAAUAUCAGAAAACAGAUGCUUACAAAAACUUUCUACAGAAGCAAAGAAAGGCAGAAACUCCUUCUCCACCAAAGAAAACCAGGAAGGAGAAUGGUGAGGAGAGAAAAGAAGAGGAAGAGGAGGAGGAGGAGGAACCCUUAAACCCUCAUUCAGCAUUGGAGAUCCCAAUCUUCACUGAGGAAUUCCUUACUCAUAACAAAGUACGGGAAGGAGAGCUGCGGCAAUUGCGAAAAUCCAACACAGACUAUGAAGAGCAAAAUGCCAUUCUGCAGAAGCACAUAGAGAGCAUGAAGAGCACUGUGGAGCGUCUAGAGUCAGAGACGAGUCAACAGCGCAGCAACAAUGCAGCACUGCAGCAGCACAUAGAGACCCUGCGACGGACCUUGGCCAGAGCCUUCAUUAAUCUCCCUUUACCAGGCAGUGAGGCAGCGCCCACAGAGGAGACGAUAGACAGCUAUAUGGUCCAGCUGCAUUCCCUCAUCGUGAACAACCCACAGCAACAUCAAGGUCUCAUUCAGACUGUGAGGGGGAUAGUGAGUCAACUGGCACUUACCUGAAAAGAGAUGACUUCAGCAAGCUGCUGAGGAGACAGAACAGUCUUCACCAAUUACCAUAACAACUGUUCCAUGAUAAACAGUAAUCACUGCCUUGUGAAAUAGUUAUAGGUCAUUGUUAUGAUGCAACUAACAGCACAACUCUACACAACAAGGUGUAAUUUGAACUGUAUUUCAUCCAAGUUUUUAAGUAAUAUGACAAUACAAAGCAUCAUUUUGGUACAAUUCUUAAGUUAUUUGCACAAGUCAUCCAGAUGGUGUACAUAACAUUCAUGAAAAUGUCAGCCUUUCAUGUAUUUACUCCAUAUUUUUUACACACACGGAUAGUGACGGGUGGGUACAAGUCCAUCAUCAUCAACAUAUGACCUAUUGAACAUAAGACUGACACUGGGACCAUGGUCAUUAGCCAACUGAUUUCUAGAGAAAAUGAAAUUAGUAAACACUCCUCUUGUCAUCACUAUAUCUUGAUUCACUGGUUUUUCAGCAUAUACUCCUUGUUAGCCUCACUAUCAGCUCAAUAAAGUGACUUUCAUUGUAAUGCAGUCACUCCACAAGUUAGGUUUCAGGUCAUUAUGUUUAAGAAAUCAUUAAUUUGUAAUUUAUUUGUAUGUAUAAUACCAUCUUGAGUUUUACACUUACUUGCUUUCUUGAAGCUCAAUAUCUGAGUAACUGUAAAAUGCAUAGAUAUGCUAGUCCAAGGAGGUUGAAUGGGAGAUGGCAUGAUGUUACUAUAGCUUAGCUGUUGAGGUCUUGGUCUGCUGCUGCCCCUACCCUGUUAAGGGGCUAUCACACUGGCCUAUGAUACACGGAACGCAGGCCAUGGUUCUUGGUACGAAACCAGGAACAGUAUCACACACAAGCUGCCCGCAUUCUUGCUAUGCUAGGCAAAUGGCCCACCAAUCAAGACAAAGCCUUAUCAAAAUAAACCAGAAAAAAACCAUGCCGCUUAUAUCUCAACUUGUGCUUUAUCCUGGAACUGCAUUUGCACUUCUUGUUGAAGAAAAGUAAGUUAAAGAAACCCAAGAAGAACCGAGACGUGCGCGACGGCAACUUUAUUGUCAGAGGUGGUUGCCAUGAGCCUAAACUAUUGACAUAUUUAUAUUUUACCUUUCUAAUUUGAUGAAAUAUUAAAUAUUCCAAUAUGAAAAAUUUAGUCACGUUCUUUUUAGUUCAAAUUAAAGGUUUUAUUACAUAUAUUAUGUUAACUUUUCUACUGGGAUAGCAUACAGAGAACCGGGAUGGAUAUGAAGCCAUCCCAACUUGGUUCCGCUAAUCCUGGGCAAGUUCCAGCUAUCUGGAGCAGAUGUUCCUGGUUCCACGUAUCAUAGGCCAGUGUGAUAGGGCCUUACCACCCAAAACACUUCCAGCUGCCUAAUGAAAAUAUAUGAACGGUUGAGUGUUUUCCAAUUUUUCUGUUGUAUGUCUGUUUUGAUACCACCUAACAUGUAUGUGACCUUAGAAGACUUAAUAGUUAAGUUGUGACAUACUGUGUCAUUAAGUUUCAGACAGCAGAUCAUACAAACAAAUAAAAUUAAUUCAGUGUUUUUCAGCUUUGGUGGACUUGGGCAAGUGGUGGGAAGUCAUCUUUGGGGUGAACAUAUGGCUGGACCAGGUCAUGGAGACAUGUAAAUAUACAGGUGCAUAUAGAUAAAUGAAUAAAACUGUACAACAGGUGAAAGUAAGCCUGAA
Molecule: messenger RNA, 2860 nt
Organism: Portunus trituberculatus (swimming crab)
Lineage: Eukaryota; Metazoa; Arthropoda; Malacostraca; Decapoda; Portunidae
Product: high mobility group protein 20A-like
Exons: 8
Coding region: 314-1174 (286 amino acids)
Biological process (GO): regulation of gene expression
Cellular component (GO): nucleus
Source: RefSeq, a predicted model, not a curated record